AUGGCCAUAUACAAGUGGGAACCAGAGAUGCAGAGGGAAAGAACUGAGGUAGGAAAGUAUGCUGCAUAUUGUCAGCGAGCGCUUGAAAGAACUUUGGAACAUGGAGGUCGAGAGGCUAAACCAUCUCGAAUGGAAGUCCUUUCUAUUUUACUAAAGAAUCCCUAUCACCACUCGCUACCCCAUGCUAUACCCGUCCAUUUCAUCAAUGGAACCUAUCAGGUUAUUGGCUUUGAUGGCUCCACAACUAUUGAUGAAUUCCUUUCAUCACUAAAUCAAGAAAUUGGUUGUCGCGACGUUCACCAGUCAGGGUUUGCUCUCUUCUCUGAUGAUCCAAUUGAAAAGGAUUUGGAGCACUGUUUGAAUCGUAAUGCUAAGCUUUGUGAUGUUAUAUCCAAAUGGGAGACAGCACUAAGAGAAAAGGGUUCUGGAAAAUUUGAAAAUACCAAAGUUAUAAGAUUACUUUACAAGUGCUGUAUGACCCACUAUGAAUUUACUGCUUCCCCAUGA
Cherax quadricarinatus is the source of this 507-nucleotide messenger RNA. NCBI's taxonomy places the organism in Eukaryota, Metazoa, Arthropoda, Malacostraca, Decapoda, Parastacidae. The record is from RefSeq and is a predicted model, not a curated record.